GAGGCAAAUGUGGUCAUCUGAGCUCUAUACGCAGUGGAUGAAAGUUAAAGUUUAAAAUAAGAUUUUUAAAAGUACCCGUCAGACGCCGAAUAAAUGGCAUCGCGGAGCUACGGUGUCCUCUGUCAGAGGGCGGGGGUCGUGAAGAUGAUGUGCAGGGGAAUGAGUUCAGCGGCACAACCACAGCCCCAGGUAGAUUUCCUAAAAGGAGAACCGCACAAGAAGCACCCAGGUGUCACCAAUCUGAAAACUCUGCGUCUACCUGAGGAACUCCAGACGGCAGCACAGUCGAUUAUUAAGAGAGCUGAGGUGCCCCGGCUCACCGACCGCACUCGCAGUCUCACGAACUUCCUGUGGAGCAGAAAACGAGCAAUCGAGGAUAUGACCCUGAGAAAGAAAGCUGUGGGCCUGGAGAAAGAACUCUGGGAGAAGGCGAUGGAGAAGAGGGGAGAUAUAGACGAGGAAGCGCUGGAAGACCGCAUCAGGAAGAAAGUGUUAUCAGAGCUGAGGAGAACAACGUAUCAUUGGACUUCCUUGAAGUAUGAUGAAGAGUUAGUUGUGGUGUACAUGGCGGCUCGCCUGGCCGGGGGCUACGCUGCAGUGAAGAGAGCUUUAAAUGAGAUAGUGAAGAGGGAUCCCUCUUUUGCUCCUCAGUCUCUCCUGGAUUUUGGUUCAGGCCUGGGAACAGUUGUCUGGGCAUCACACUCGUGCUGGGCCAGCUCUUUGAAGGAGAUGGUGUGUGUGGACAGCUCUGGGCCAAUGAACAUUCUGGCAGAACGCCUUCUCAAAGGUGAUAAUGACAGUGCUCAACCUCACAUCAAAGAAGUGUAUUUCAGACAGUUCCUCCCUGUCACUCCUAAGGUGCAGUUUGAUUUGGUUGUCGCAGCUUUUACCCUUUCAGAGCUUCCCAUUGGGCAGGACCGAGAAGAGGCAGUGUUCACUCUGUGGAGAAAGACGGGCUCAUACCUGGUGCUGGUGGAAAAUGGGACCAAAGAGGGCCAUCAGAUUCUUAUGGAAGCUAGAGACACUUUAUUGAAGAAACAAGAGAAGAUAGUCCAUGACUCCAGACCAGCGUCAGUGUUUGCUCCGUGUCCUCAUGAACAGAUGUGUCCCAAACUGGCCAGAGAGCUGAAUGUCCCCUGCAACUUCCUGCAGCCAUACCAACCCCUGCCUCUGCCCAAGCACAACAGCCAACAGAUAGAGAAGUUCAGCUUCCUGAUUCUGACUCGAACAGGAUCAGUAGAGGCAAAAACAGAAGGUCUGGACUGGGGAAGGCUGAUCGCACCGGUGCUGCGUAGAUCGAGACAUGUCCACUGUCGGAUGUGCUGCCCUGAUGGACAACUACAACACAUUGUGGUGACGGCUCGAAAACACAGCAGAGACGUGUACCGCUGUGCUCGGAGCAGUGACUGGGGAGAUCAACUGCCGAUCAUUCAAAAAGUUGAGGAAGACGUCCAGAGUGAUUCAGAGUGACGAUUCAGCCACAAACAAACAUUUUUUUUUAAGAUUUCCUAAAUAAUGGAAUACACUGAACAGCUAUUGUGUAGUAAUGAAGAUUACUUCAAUAAAAAGUUGUAGUUA
Toxotes jaculatrix (banded archerfish) is the source of this 1578-nucleotide messenger RNA. It is a transcript of the gene mettl17, whose product is annotated as methyltransferase like 17. Gene Ontology annotation, cellular component: mitochondrial small ribosomal subunit. The transcript has 14 exons. Gene Ontology annotation, biological process: translation. Lineage: Eukaryota; Metazoa; Chordata; Actinopteri; Toxotidae. Gene Ontology annotation, molecular function: methyltransferase activity; structural constituent of ribosome. Bases 94 to 1470 code for a protein of 458 amino acids. The record is from RefSeq and is a predicted model, not a curated record.